Ruditapes philippinarum (Manila clam) is the source of this 846-nucleotide messenger RNA. RefSeq lists its product as uncharacterized. Bases 378 to 668 code for a protein of 96 amino acids. NCBI's taxonomy places the organism in Eukaryota, Metazoa, Mollusca, Bivalvia, Venerida, Veneridae. The record is from RefSeq and is a predicted model, not a curated record. The transcript has 4 exons.
CAAAAUAGUGACAAUACAUGUGUAACUUGGCGUAGGCCUACCGAUAUUCAAUCCAGUUUGGAUUUCGUACUCGGGCAACUUCGUAUUUGUAUCCUUAAAAAUCAAUUCAGCAUAAGAAAUGAGUUUUAAAAGCUCUACUGUGAGCCAGUAAAGUGUUUAUUUUAAAAAGUUUAACAUUCAUGGAAUGCAAGACUUUAAGAGUUAUAAAACAGUAAAUAAUUAAUAAUAAACAUGAUCCAAAAUCAGAAAAAAUGUUCAAUCUUUUAAAUUAAUUUAUUCAAGAUGCAUUUAUAAACUGUAUUACAUUGUAUAUAAAUCUGUAUCAUCCACACAACUUUGGCCUGUUAAAAAUAAUCUGCUAUUACAUAUUCAUACAGAUGGAUGCUGAAAACCUACAAAUCAAGUGGACUUGCUACAUUUGCCACUCCAAAGCUCCAGACCACUCUAUAGCAUCAUUAGAGGCUCAAGAAAAAUCGAAGGAAACAGAAAUAUUCGUUGACGGAGAUUACAGGAUUUAUCUUCGCUGUCCACAUUGUCGUCUAUGUUUUCAUGCCAGUUGUGCUUAUUACGAGCUAGAACUGCAUCUUACGAAAGAACUGAAGAGGACAAUCUGUGAGCAGUGUGCUUCUAAUACAGUACAGGAUGAAGAUUCUAACAAUAACUCGUAAUGGUCAACAAAGCCAGUUGCAGUGUGAUGAUGAAUUGGCAAAGUUAAUACUCUCUAAAGAUACAGAUCCAUCAUUGAAGGAGGGGCUCAUUAAUGGUCUGCUGACAAAUAGCCAACUUGAGUCAUGUCGAAGCCAACAACUUUCAGCCAUCUAACACACAGUCUGUAUUACAUGCCAG